CAUGUUCAAGCUGGUGUUCGCCAUCCUCGCCGCCCUCGUGGCGUUCGCCGCCGCCAAGCCCUGGGGAGUUUCGUACGGGGCUCCCCUGGCGUACGCCUACGGCUCACCUCUGGCGUACUCUGCACCCGUGGCAUACGGCACCUAUGGCUACGGUUCGCCCGUCGUCUCUGCCUACUCGUACACUCCGUACGCCGGUGCUCCUGUCGCCUACGCCGCUAGCCCUUACUCUUAUUACCUAAAACGCUGAAUAGGACCUGAAAUUUUUCUUCAUUAUGGAUGACAUACUUAAUCAACGAUUUACAAUAAAGUUGUGUUUUUAAAACAAGUGCGUUUAAUUUUCUCAUGAAAUAUUAAGACGUGGCAGACUCACAUUAUUUUUAAUGUUUUUGGAUUAUGUUUCGUUGAGGUUUUACCGCUACAGCUCAAGGUGAGGAUAUACAUGAAGUUUUGACCACACAGUUAGUUCGUUAAUCUGUGCUGUGAUUAUACAUUCUUUUGUUUCCAGCCGAACUAUUCGGUGAGGCCUUGGUUAUAGUUUAGUUUUCAAAGCAAAGAUUCUUUUAAAAUAAUCAUUAUUCGUUCCUCCUUUACAACCGGACCUAAACAUGUAUAUAAGUAAGCACAUCUUCAUGGCUUUUACUACAUUUGAAAUACGGCUGUAGUACAGCUGCCGGUGCUACUCAUUGUCAGAGGUGUCAUUUGGAAAUACAAAU
This is a messenger RNA of Cydia strobilella, 713 nucleotides long. Its product is annotated as sulfur globule protein CV1-like. NCBI's taxonomy places the organism in Eukaryota, Metazoa, Arthropoda, Insecta, Lepidoptera, Tortricidae. The transcript is spliced from 2 exons. Bases 2 to 247 code for a protein of 81 amino acids. The record is from RefSeq and is a predicted model, not a curated record.